Messenger RNA from Heterocephalus glaber (naked mole-rat), 1997 nucleotides. It is a transcript of the gene Mapk13, whose product is annotated as mitogen-activated protein kinase 13. Gene Ontology annotation, molecular function: ATP binding; MAP kinase activity. NCBI's taxonomy places the organism in Eukaryota, Metazoa, Chordata, Mammalia, Rodentia, Bathyergidae. The record is from RefSeq and is a predicted model, not a curated record. Gene Ontology annotation, biological process: protein phosphorylation.
GGGCGCGGAACCUGGCGGGCCGGGACGCAGCCGCCGCGCUGGGCCGCCGAGCUCGGGUGCGCGGGAUGAGCCUCGUCCGGAAAAAGGGCUUCUACAAGCAGGAUGUCAACAAGACGGCCUGGGAGCUGCCCAAGACCUACGCGGCCCCGACGCACGUCGGUAGCGGGGCCUACGGCGCCGUGUGCUCCGCCGUCGACAAGCGGUCAGGGGAGAAGGUGGCCAUCAAGAAGCUGAGCCGACCCUUCCAGUCCGAGAUCUUCGCCAGGCGGGCCUACCGCGAGCUGUGCCUGCUGAAGCACAUGCAGCACGAGAACGUCAUUGGGCUCCUGGAUGUCUUCACCCCAGCUUCCUCCCUGCGCCACUUCCAGGACUUCUACUUGGUGAUGCCCUUCAUGCAGACGGACCUGCAGAAGAUCAUGGGCAUGGAGUUCAGCGAGGACAAGAUCCAGUACCUGGUGUACCAGAUGUUCAAGGGUCUCAAGUACAUCCACUCCGCUGGCGUCAUCCACAGGGACCUGAAGCCGGGCAACCUGGCAGUGAACGAGGACUGUGAGCUGAAGAUCCUGGACUUCGGGCUGGCGCGGCACGCGGAUCCCGAGAUGACCGGCUACGUGGUGACACGCUGGUAUCGGGCUCCCGAGGUCAUCCUCAGCUGGAUGCGCUACAACCAGACGGUGGAUGUCUGGUCCGUCGGCUGCAUCAUGGCGGAGAUGCUGACUGGGAAAACCCUGUUCAAGGGGAAGGACUACCUGGACCAGCUGACCCAGAUCCUCAAAGUGACUGGGGUCCCAGGUGCCGAGUUCGUGCAGAAGCUGAACGACAAAGCGGCCAAAGCCUACAUCCAGUCCCUGCCACAGAGCCCCAGGAAGGACUUCACUCAGCUCUUCCCUCGCGCCAGCCCCCAGGCCACAGACCUGCUGGAGAAGAUCCUGGAGCUGGACGCGGACAAGCGCCUGACCGCCGCCCAGGCCCUCGCCCACCCCUUCUUCGAGCCCUUCCGGGACCCUGAGGAGGAGACAGAGGCGCAGCAGCCCUUCAGCGACCCCCUGGAGCAUGAGAGGCUCACAGUGGACGAGUGGAAGCAGCACAUCUACAAGGAGAUCAUGAGCUUCAGCCCCGUCGCCCGCAAGGACUCGAGGCGCCCGAGUGGCCUGAAGCUGCAGUGACUGCCACCCCUAGAUGCUGCCCUGGGGCCAAUAUUUAUUUGUCACCACUAAAGAGCACCCCAAAGCCCAGGACAGAGGGCCUGCCCUGGGCCUGGCUGCUGCAGAAUUCAGGAAGGAAGAGGUCCGAGCACACUGGACUGCAUUAGUAGGCCAUCGGUCCGUCUGUCUGGAGCGCAGGGCCUUUCUUCCCUGACGGCGGCGGUGGAUCCAUUUCCCUGGGCUGCUGUGACCCUCUGUGUCCUGCUGGUGCCUUACAACAGAAACCUGUGGCUCACAGUUCUGAAGCCCAAGGUGAAGGUGCUGGUCAGGCUCUGCUUCCUCAGAAGGGCCUAGAACAGAGUGCUUCUCCUCUUCCUUUAGCUCCUGGUGCUCUGGACAGCCCUUGGCAUUGCUUGGCUGUAGCUGCUGCCACUCUGGCCUCUGCGUGUGUGUUCACCCUCUUCCCAUCUCCAUCUUUCUGGCUUCUUCUUUUUUUGGUAUCAGGGAUUGAACUGAGGACCUUGCGCUUGCAAGGCAGGUGUGGUUCCCUGAGCUAAAUCCCUGGCCAUUUUUUGUUUUUUUUGAGGCAGGGUCUCCCUUUGUAGUUCAGGCUGGCCAUGAACUCACUGUGUAGCCCAGGCUGGCCUCAAACUCUGGGUGAUCCUCCUGCCUCAGCCUCCCAAGUGUUGGGAUUACAGGUGGGCCACCCUGCCCAGCCAUCCUUCUAUCUUCUUGCAAGAAUAGCGGUCAUUGGAUUUAGGGCCCACCUGAAUCCAGUAUGAUCUCGUCUUGGUCCCUACUACUCACAUCUGCAAAGACUAUUUCCAAAUAAAGUCACAUUCUGAGGUUCAA